UACACGUCUGUUGAAGUUUUGUCUGGUGAAGUUCUGCAGUGGUGAAACUCCACGCGAGAAUCCGCGAUUUUAUACAAAGUUUCAAGUUAUUGUAGUGCACACCACACACAAAGGUUCGGAUUGUCGUUCCGGUUCGCGGAACAGCCGGGGGUUUGACGGGUGUCGAGUGACCGCCCGAGGAAGAAUGUGCUGAUUCGGUGAAGUUCUGAAGUUGCUUCUGGAGUUGCCGGAGACUGUGUGCGCGCGUGUGUUUCGGUACGCCGAUUUUGAGGGCCUUGGCCACGGUUGGCCGGUUUUUGGCCAUUUUUUUAAGGUUUCGUGGAUGUUUUGUGAUAAGGUCGCCAACAAUCUCUGGAGAAGUGAGGCAACUCGGAGUUCGACAACUUUAGAAAACCGGAAGCCUUAUCUUGAUUGGAGAAUCUCCGAAGAGUUGCAACAAAGUUGUCGCGCUUGAGUGGGUUCGAAGUCUAGUUUCAAUCGGGUGACUUCCAGUGCAAACAACGCGAAAAAAUCGUGCAAAUUUGAACCAGUGCGUGCCGCUUACUCCCUCAGUACACUGAGCAGAAUCAACACGGUGAAAGAAUGAAGUUGGAGUCACGAAAAGGGUUCAGCUUUGACAGCUUGUCAGCGGUACCGGCACAGAACAGCUGGUCCUGAAGAGUGCGAGUGCGUGUGACAAUAGUAGAAAGUGUCUCCGGGGGUCAACGCCGGAUAAGACGAAGAAGAUAUCGAACGGUGAAGAAUAAUCAACGGUGAACCUGAACCAAGGUUAGAAGAGGCCGCCUUCCCAAGCUAGUGCAAGCCGUUUUUGGGGGUCUUCGACAGUGAAGUUUCGACGAAGAUCUAUAACUUACCGUUCCGUCUGUACGAGGAGUUUCGACGAAGGCUGUUGUGGAGCGGUUUAAGUGUCAGCAGGCAGGCAGGCAGUGUUUAAUCAGUGCUCUGCCAACUUUUCCGUGCGUGUAUUUCCGUGAAAAAAUUAAGUGCUCGCGAGUGUUGACUUCCGGUGAACCCCAUUCCUACAAUCGAACCAGAUAUUCUCCGCGUUCAAAUGUCACCGUUCUAGGAGGACCACCAAGUGUGUCGCAAUGUCCAAAACGAUCGAAACGCACCUGCAGAGCAACGAGGUCCGCAUCCCGAAAAAGUCCUCCGGGACGGAAUUCGACGUGUCCGCGACGGCUGCACCGUGCCAGUACUUUAAGAGUUCCUUCGCGCGGUCACUCUCGUUCAGCCAGGGUGGCCAGGGUCAGUACGGGGGGGACCAGAACCACUUUACCCGGUCGCUGGACUUUGAGGUCAACUACGGACUGUCCACCAUUCCGGACGGCGGGGGUUCGUCCCAGACGACACCGUCGGCCUCGCCGGUCUUUGAGGCGCCCGAGCUGGGCCACGGUGGGAGGACGACCAAAGUGAGCAACGGGAUCUCCGCGGCCAACGGAGGGGUCGUCAAGACGCUGUGGAACUACGGCAAAGGAUCGCCCUCCAAGUCGGCCUCUCCCGGGGGAACUCCGUCCAAGUUGGCUUCCGGUGCAGCCGUCGCAGCAUCCACAGCAUCUGCAGCAGCAGCAAUUUCCGGCUCCGGCUCAUCUUCGUCUACGCGAAAGAGCGUUGAGGCCAACGAAAUUGAGGUUCUACGACUACGAAAGGAAUGCCAAAAUCUCAUCGAGGAGAAUCGCCGUCUGGUGAAUCUGGCCGCCAAUAGCGGGUACGCUAUCAACGGCCUGAUGAACGGCAACGGAGGUCACGGAGGCCACGGUGGAGGCAGUUCCGGCAGCAGCAGCUUGACCAGCAGCUUGGGACUGGGGCUGGCAGGCGGAGGUGGUGGAGCGGCGGCUGCGACCGUGGCCGGCAUGUACUCGACCGUGGAAUCUGUGAUACUGCAGACGCAGGUGGAAACGCUGCAGUGGCAGCUCAAGCAGGUCGAUUCCAGCCGGCAGAUGUACCGCGCCGUGAUGGAGGAAGUGGUUCGAUACUUGGACCGGUGCUACCGCAGUCUGGACGUGAUCGGAACCAACGGCACCGCCAACAUCGGUCGGUCCAAGAGCGUUCUGCAGGUGUCCCGCGUUCCCAGCAGCAGCAGUAGUAGCAUCCACCACAACCACGAUUCGGACAGCAGUAACGCGAGCAGUCCCCGGGCACGCAGCAGUACGAAUUUGAUCGAUGUGCAGCAAAAGUCGCAGUCUUACACCAAAAAGCAACAUCAACUGCAGCAGCAGCAGCAGCAAAACCAAUCCGGAACGACGACGGCCAAUGGGACAACUGCUGUGACGAAUGGGAACCACAACUCGAUGCUGCUGGAUGAGGACAGCGUCGUGUCACCGUCACCCGCCGGAUCGUAUAGCACCUUUAGGGACUUUACGUGGCGCCGCUCGCCAAAGCGCCAACCCAACCAACUGCCAGCGACUCUGCCAAUUUCCGGCGCCGAAGUUGACCCGGAGAAGCUGGCCCAGGAGGCGUUCCGGCUGCUGCGGACGGUCCAGAAUCUGCUCAACACGCAAGAGCCGACGCUGUCCAGCCAGUCCUCGAGCUCAUCGGCCGAGCUGGACAGUUUGCUGCUGUUGGCCGGCGCGAGUGUUGGAGGUGGGGGAGGUGGAUCGACUACUGGAAGUACGACCACGUUGACGGGGGCGGGUGCCGUGGCUUCCGCCCCGGUUGUGAACACGAGGAGUAACGUUGGGUUCAGUAGGAAGUUGAACAUGCGCGGGAGUCGGCUUUCGCUGAGGAGCAGUACGGACGAUUCGGUGCACUCGACGUCGUCUUCGAACAACGAGGACAACACGGAUCGACCAUCUCCGCCGUUGGGGCAUCACCUGAACCACCAUCUGAACCAUCACCAUCAUCCGGGGAGUAGCAGCAGUAGCAGCACCAGCAGCAGUUCCGGCCACCUGGUCAACCACCGGCACUCGGCGAACAUCGACCGGAUCAAGGAGAUGAUGAUCGCGAGUUCCGCCGAGGACGAGUCCGGCUUCAGCUCGAUGAACUCGUUCCAGGAGAUUGGCCUCCCCCUGGUCAACUCCACCAUGCUGUCCACCAACUCCUCCGCCGCCUCCUCCACCGGGUCCGUGUCCUUCGUCUCAGAUGAAUCGUCCGACCUGCGGGACGCCACCGUCAUCCCGACGAGCAACGUAACCACGAUCGCCAUAAACCCGCCCAAGCUGGGCAUUCCCGCCUCGAAGGCACCGGAAAUCCCGGCCCGCGUCACGCAAUCCGCGGCGUACGAGCACCACAACCACUUUGUGAAUCACCGCCGGUGGGAUUCGGCGCCGGUCGUGCUGCCGCAGAAGCUCAAGAUUCACCAGAACGGCGGGGGAGGAGGAGCGGGGGGUGAUUCCGACUCGGGAGUGUCCUCGCGGGUGCUGUGGGUAUAGCAGCGGUAGAACCCGUUCUGUUUUCGACUUUUUCCCUUCUUUUGUCGCGUUUAGAGGGAGAGAUUGAGGAGUUUAUUUAAGCGGAGGAGAAAAGUAGGUGAAAUGAAAAAGUCGAUUUGGAAUGAAUCUGGAAAAGUGUGAC
Messenger RNA from Culex quinquefasciatus (southern house mosquito), 3510 nucleotides. RefSeq lists its product as uncharacterized. The transcript is spliced from 7 exons. Lineage: Eukaryota; Metazoa; Arthropoda; Insecta; Diptera; Culicidae. The coding region runs from base 1089 to 3368 and encodes 759 amino acids. The record is from RefSeq and is a predicted model, not a curated record.